AUGGCAUUGUUAGCCUUCAAGUCCAAAAUUGUUCACGACCCGGAAGGAGUUAUGGAUUCAUGGAAUAAUUCUGUCCACUUCUGCAAUUGGCAAGGGGUUAAGUGUGGCAAGCGACACCGGCGAGUCACCAUCUUGGACUUGCAUGCGAGCAGGUUAGCGGGAUUCAUAUCAUCUUACAUAGGAAACUUGAGCUUCCUUCGAGUCUUGAGCCUCGCUAACAACACCUUUCAAGGCGAAAUCCCACCACAAGUUGGCAAUCUAUUCAGGCUGCAGGUACUAGCCUUGUAUAAUAAUUCACUGACAGGUGAAAUCCCAACCAACUUAUCUCACUGCUCCAAUCUUUUACAUUUCAUAAUUGCUAGGAACAAGUUGGUUGGUAAACUCCCAACAGAGCUUAGCUCAUUGUCAAAGCUCAUUCAUCUUAAAGUGUCGAUAAACAAUUUUAGCGGAGAGAUUCCCUCUUUUAUUGGAAAUCUUACGUCUCUUGAGUUUAUAAGUGCAUCUUUCAAUGCUUUCACAGGAACCAUCCCAGAGGCCUUGGGCCAGCUCCAAAAUUUAACUUUCCUUUCAUUGGGUGUCAAUAAACUCUCUGGUAAGAUACCUUCAUCUAUGUACAACCUUUCAUCUUUGAUUGUACUCAACUUAAUAGAAAACCAACUCUCCGGCAACAUUCCAUCAGAACUUGGUUCUAUGUUUCCCCACCUUCAACAUCUAGGGCUCGGCGCUAACCAUUUCACAGGUCCUUUACCUGUGUCACUGCCUAACUUUUCAAAUAUAGCACUUCUAGCGUUGGACGUCAACCAUUUUAGUGGGAAAAUAUCAAUCGAUUUCAAACUCCUGCCUCGCCUCUAUCAUUUAACUCUAAGUGUCAAUAAUUUGGGAACUGGAGAACCUGAUGAAAUGGAUUUUCUUCAAUCUUUGGUUAAUUGCACAAAUUUGCAAAUAUUGAGCGUUGCAUUCAACCAACUAAAAGGAUCCUUGCCAAAGAGCAUUGGGAACCUCUCGGCCACAAUAUCUGUCUUAGGCUUAUCACAAAACCAUAUAUAUGGAGAGAUCCCUUCCGAAAUAAGCCAUCUAGUAGGACUAACUUGGCUAACCCUGGGUGAUAAUGAAUUCAAGGGCAGAAUUCCCUACAAUAUUGGCAAUCUUCAAAACCUACAGGCACUGCAUCUUAGUUCCAACUUGCUAGAAGGAGAUGUUCCCAAUACAAUAGGAAACCUCUCAUCCUUGAUCCAUUUUUACUUGAAUGACAACAUAUUGCAAGGAAACGUUCCUGUGACCCUCGGAAAUUGCCAACGAUUGUUAUUGCUAGAUCUUUCCUCCAAUAACCUGACAGGAGCCAUUCCUAGAGAACUCUUUGGCAUUUCAGCCUUUUCCAUUUCACUCAACUUAUCAGGGAACCAUUUGUCUGGCCACCUACCCUUAGAAGUUGGCAAUUUGAAAAAUUUGGCAGAGCUGGAUGUAUCUCAAAAUGACUUGUCUGGUGAGUUUCCAACCACGCUUGGUAGAUGCAAUAGUCUUGUGGCCCUCUACCUACAAGGAAACUUCUUCAAAGGAUCUGUACCUUCAUCGUUACAGUCCCUUAGAGGUCUUUGGAAUUUGGAUCUUUCUCGAAACAACUUGUCUGGUCAAAUCCCAAAGUACUUGGAAAAAUUCAUUUUGAACAAUUUGAAUUUGUCUUUCAACGAUUUUGAGGGUGAAGUUCCAAUCGAAGGAGUUUUCUCAAAUGCAACUGCGAUAUCAGUCACGGGGAAUCCCAAACUUUGUGGAGGCGUACCUGAAUUACACUUGCCAACAUGCACCAUGAAACAAUCGAAGAAACAUCGAACGUCUCUUAAAAUCAUCUUGCUGAUCUCUAUCGCAUCUGUGGCAAUUGUAGUUGUUGUGGUCUCGAAAUUAUUUUGUUGCUCCAAGAAAAAGAACAAAGAUUUAAAUUUUGAUUCGUUAUCAAUUAAUGCAUUCUAUAGAAUAUCAUACGACAGCCUCCUCCAAGCAACUGAAGGCUUCUCUUUAACACACUUGAUUGGAACGGGCAGUUCUGGCUCUGUAUACAAAGCAAUAUUGGGGGAAACAACUGUAGCAGUUAAAGUGCUUAACCAUCAACGUCAAGGGGUGUCCAGGAGCUUCAGGGCCGAGUGCGAAGCCUUGGGAAGAAUCCGACACAAAAAUCUAAUCAAGAUUUUGACUUCUUGUUCAAGUGUUGAUUUUCAGGGCAAUGACUUCAAAGCUAUAGUUUACGAGUUCAUGCCCCGGGGGAGUUUGGAGAGGUGGUUGCAUCCAGAUCCAAAAAUGGAAAACCAUCAAGACAAUCAUGUCGUGGGACUUAAUCUUCUACAAAGAAUAAAUGUAGCCAUUGAUGUGGCUUCUGCACUAGAGUAUCUGCAUCGCCACUGCCACACACCAAUUAUUCAUUGUGAUCUAAAGCCAAGCAACAUUCUUCUUGACGCAGACAUGGUUGCCCAUGUUGGAGAUUUUGGGUUGGCCAAGUUAAUAUUAGAAAUGAAUCAAAAUCAAAGCAGUACUACAGUGGGCGUGAGAGGAACCAUUGGCUAUGCAGCUCCAGAAUAUGGGCUUGGAAGUGAGGUCUCAAGGGAUGGAGAUGUCUAUAGCUUUGGGAUCUUGCUAUUGGAGAUGAUGACAGGAAAAAGGCCAACUGAGUCGAUGUUUCAGGCAGGUCUCAAUCUCCACACUUUUGCCAGGAUGGCCAUACCCGACCAUGUGAUGGCCAUUGUGGAUUCGAAACUCGUGUGUAAUGACGAAGAAGAAGUGGCUGCAUCGACCAAUAACGAGGGGAGGAGGGCAACCACCCACCCAAGAAAUAACAGUAACGAAAAUGAUUGCUUGAUUCAUAUGAUCAAGAUUGGAGUGGCAUGUUCCAUGGAGUCACCCCAAGAUAGGUUGAACAUAAGCAAUGUUGUUCGUGAAUUGAACAUAAUUAGGGACAUUUUUCAAGGGCUCCGGAAGGGUAAUAAUGCUUAGGCAUGACUUUCGACACAUUUUCCACCAACCUUAUAAUGAUCAAAGUUAGUUAUUACAUAUUACGAUAAA
Diospyros lotus (date-plum) is the source of this 3048-nucleotide messenger RNA. RefSeq names its product putative receptor-like protein kinase At3g47110. The coding region runs from base 1 to 2979 and encodes 992 amino acids. NCBI's taxonomy places the organism in Eukaryota, Viridiplantae, Streptophyta, Magnoliopsida, Ericales, Ebenaceae. Gene Ontology annotation, cellular component: plasma membrane. The record is from RefSeq and is a predicted model, not a curated record. The transcript is spliced from 2 exons. Gene Ontology annotation, molecular function: protein binding; ATP binding; protein kinase activity. Gene Ontology annotation, biological process: protein phosphorylation.